AUGACAUACUUUGGAGUUGAUUUAAAUGAAAUAUAUCGAUGUAAUACUUUAGUUGUACCAGCUGCUACUGCACAUAGAAUAAGAACAAAUAUUACAAUCAUCUCUCCUCUCUAUCUAUCUUGUCGUGUCUAUCUUUUCUUCUUUCUUCUUCUUCUUUCUUGUUUUAGAUACCGCGAAUCAAUUGAUUCUCUUUUCAAGUACUUUGGUACUACCCUCUUUCUUUACUUUCUUUUCGUCUCGAAUAAUAAUAAUAAUAAUAAUGCUGCAAGUAAAUUAUAA
Cavenderia fasciculata is the source of this 279-nucleotide messenger RNA. RefSeq lists its product as uncharacterized. Bases 1 to 279 code for a protein of 92 amino acids. The transcript has a single exon. The record is from RefSeq and is a predicted model, not a curated record. Lineage: Eukaryota; Evosea; Eumycetozoa; Acytosteliales; Cavenderiaceae.